Molecule: messenger RNA, 1261 nt
Organism: Daldinia decipiens
Lineage: Eukaryota; Fungi; Ascomycota; Sordariomycetes; Xylariales; Hypoxylaceae
Product: Phosphoenolpyruvate/pyruvate domain-containing protein
Exons: 3
Coding region: 1-810 (269 amino acids)
Molecular function (GO): catalytic activity
Source: RefSeq, a predicted model, not a curated record
AUGCUUGCUGAUCCGGAAAAGACCGUUAUAUGUCCGGGCGUACAUGACGGACUUACGGCCCGCGUGGCGCUGAACGUAGGCUUUGACGCGUUGUACAUGACGGGCGCGGGAACAGCUGCAUCCCGUCUCGGGCAGCCGGACCUCGGUCUUACAACCGUCGAUGAUAUGGCGACGAAUGCCGAUACCGGGUUUGGCGGACCCCUGAUGGUCGCCCGUACUACCGAGAAGUACGUUCUCCAGGGGGUAGCAGCAUUUCAUAUCGAGGACCAAGUCACGACUAAGCGCUGCGGACAUCUCGGCGGAAAGGAGCUCGUUGAUACCCCUCCAUUCGUGGCACGCAUCCGGGCCGCUGCGGCUGCGCGCUCGCGCAUGGGCUCGGAUAUCGUAAUUAUUGCGCGCACUGACGCGCUGCAGUCACGGGGCUACGAGGAGGCAGUUAGCAGAUUAAAAGCCGCCGUGGAAGCCGGUGCCGAAGUGGCGUUCCUAGAGGGGAUGCAGACGAAAGAGCAGAUGGCACAAGUAGUUAAGGAUAUGGCGCCUACCCCGUGUCUUCUAAACAUGGUCAGCGGUGGCGUCACACCUUUGGUCAACACGCGGGAGGCGAAGGAGUUGGGAUACAAGAUUGUCCUUUGGCCUAUAGCCGGUAUGUUCUGCCGGGAACUGAAGAGCACGGGCGAGAUAAAGAAUAGGUAUAAGGCAGAUGGGAAGAUCGAUGGAGGUGUGAGGGACGUGUUCGAACUGUGCGGACUGUCGGCUUGCGUUGAGUUUGACAAGGAGGUUGGGGGUGCAAGUUUCGCGAAUGGGGCUUGAGAGCUUAUAGGAGUUCCAUGAAAUAUAACCAUUCACUGCGGAGUAGACAAUAAGGGGUAGAGUCGAAGUUUGGUAAUAGUCCCUCUGAACCCCCCUUUCCUUUGUCCAAUCCUAAUCAUUCAGUUACCCCAAUCUAUAUUCAAAAAGAAUAUUGAGUCUGUAGUGUAUUAGUGAUAUCAGAUAGGCAAGCUCCAUUACCGUCUAAACACUGCAAUCAUGGAAGCAGAUGAGGUCUCCAGUAAGUAGCGUUCUGCCAAGAUAUGCUGUGGCUUUUCUCAUUCGUCUUGUCGUGGGAAAUAUCCAUUCCUAUACGGUGUCCUCCUGAUCAAAGGCCACAAACUUUCUCAUUCAAUAACGAUUGGAGGCUGCACGGGUACGAAGAUAUAUGAUUUGUCACAUGCGAAGCAUGCGUGGCUCGCUUCGUUAUAAACAAAUAGAUGAAGGUUUAUUU